AUGAAAUCAUUGGUCUCACUGAUUUUGGUGCUAGUCUACAUUUUACAACUAACCGACGCUGCCACAGACGCAGUUCCACCAAAUUGCUUAGGAAAAACCUUCAACGUUGACCCGUUCUUUUGCUGCAAAACUCCGAAACUCUUAGAUGAAGCCGUUGUCAAGCAAUGCCUGCAGUUGUUCCCACCGCCGAGUAAUCAGAAGGAUGAUAUUAAACCAGAUUGCAUGUCAGAAUGUGUGAUGAAUAGGACCGGCAUAUUCAAUCGGAAAAGCAGCGUCGUCGACGAUAAAGCCAUGAACGUAUUUACCGACAAUCUGGAAGAAAACUCUCUCUGGGUACAGGUGGUCGAAACUGCCGUCAAGGAAUGCCUCGAUCAAGCAAAUUCGCGCAAACAAGUCUUCGACACCGACAUGAGUACACUGAAAAAAAGGUUCAAUAACGACAGGAUUUGUUCACCUGCAGCCGGAUUCAUUAUGGAGUGUGUCCAUGUUUCAGUUUACAAGAAUUGCCCUGCUAAAAUCUUUAAGAGCAGUGAUACUGGAUGUGCAGCUAUAAAGAAGCACUUGACUCAAUGCCCAUUCUUUACCAUCUUUCCAGACGGAAAUACAAAGAAAAAUUGA
Molecule: messenger RNA, 618 nt
Organism: Sabethes cyaneus
Lineage: Eukaryota; Metazoa; Arthropoda; Insecta; Diptera; Culicidae
Exons: 3
Coding region: 1-618 (205 amino acids)
Molecular function (GO): odorant binding
Source: RefSeq, a predicted model, not a curated record